AUGUCUCAGCUCGUUGAAGAUCACACCUUUGAUUUCGAGUUCAAUCGCAUUUUAGCUCAUGCGCGGUAUCGGGGAUGCGAUGUACGUGAGGUGAUAAACCUGAUCCCCAAGAUCACACCGGGAGACAUGGAGAGUUGGUACAAGGCAUUCGUCGAAUUGGCCGAACGCGCAGAAGCUUCUGCCGGCGCAGAACCCCGACCAAACCAAUACUCGAGAAAAAUCACAUACUCGGACCGUCUAUUUGCGGCCUCUGAUUACUAUCGGGCAGCAGACUUCUUUCUUCAUGGACAUCCCGAAGACCCUCGCAUCAACUCACUGUGGGACAAGCAAGCAGCCUGUUUUGACGCUGCUCUCAAACACUAUGGAAAUGGGACACGCCAUCUCGUAAAGGCAGAUACGUUUUCUGUGCCACUUAUAUAUUUCAAAGCACCCGAUGGCGUGGGCCCAGCGGGUCCAAAGCCCACCAUCUUGGCUGGAAAUGGCUUCGACGGAUCAAUGGAGGAGAUGUUCCAUGUCAAUGGUAUUGCUGCGCUGGAGCGAGGCUACAAUGUGAUUUUAUUUGAGGGACCCGGCCAGUGUACCGUACGCCGCAAUCAAGGUCUUGGUUUUAUUCACGACUGGGAGCGCGUGGUAACACCCUUGGUUGAUUUUGCCUUGUCUAAGGAAGAGGUGGAUAAAGAAAAAAUAGUGCUGUUUGGUUACAGUAUGUCAGGAUGUUUGGUCGUUCGUGCAGCCGCUUUUGAACAUCGACUUGCUGCAACAGUGGCUAUCGAUGGAGUGAUCAAUACCGGCGUUGCUUUCAAGGCACCCGAGCCUCUCAUGAAGCUGUACAACUCUGGUGAGAGGGAAACGUUUGAUGAAGAAUUCCGAAAAUGGAUGUUUGAUCCAUCCACUCCGACGCCUUCACGCUGGAUGUACCAACAUGGUCUAUGGGCAUUCAACGUAUCUGAGCCAUCCCACUUAUUUGAUGCAGUUAAAGCCCAUAACUUGCACAACUCAAUUCAAAACGUCCAGUGUCCUGUAUACAUUGGAGAAGCCGAGGAUGAAAUUUUCUUCCAAGGCCAGCCGGAACAACUAGCUCGAGCCCUAGGAAGUAAAGGCCAUCUCCGACGAUUUACAGCAGAAGAAGGGGCUAGCUUACACUGUCAAGCCGGAGCAGCAUCAUUGUUGAAUGGGGAUGUUUACCCCCAGGAUGCAUUACCCUCAACCGAGGGCAUAAAAAAGCAGCAAGCUGAUACCCGUUCUUCUCGAGCGGGUAUACGGGAUCGGGUGGUCCAACUAGAGCAAAUGGUCGUUUCACUCAUGCAAAAUCCGACUCAUGAGACGCCCCAAAUAGGUCUAGCAGAGGGCCCUAGGGACGAAAAUAGGUGUUUAAACGAUACGCAUGAUACUUCUGAUACCAUUGGAGAUUCCCCAAAUCAUGGAAGCUUGAUCUCCAAUUCUUCCGAGCUUCAGUAUGUGGGUGGAGAUCAUUGGGCUGCUAUUUUGGACAGUAUUGUCGAUUUGAAGGAAGACUUGGAACGACAGGAAGAGGAAUAUGCCCAAGAUCCUCACAUGUCGCAUGUCCUUUUGUUUUACAAUUCCAAAGCAGUCUCAAAAAUAGAGAUAUUGGAAGCGCUUCCUCCAAAACAAGUAGUAGAUAGGCUUGUUUCCCAAUAUUUCAACUGUCUUGACUUGGCUCCUUUGUGCUUACAUAGUGGGGAAUUUCUAAAAGAGUAUGAGCGAUUCUGGGAUGCACCGUCAGAAACCCCGACCAUGUGGGUAGGACUGUUGUUUUCUAUGCUCGGUUUGGCAGCAUUAGCUUCCCACACAUCAUCAGAGAAUUUACACGCGGAAAGGUAUGACCCUCUUGUCGACACUUAUCGAGAAAAAACAGCCCAAUGUCUAAAGCUUGGUGAGUAUACCAAGCCUACACGCUAUACCUGUGAAACUCUAUACAACUAUGUAGUCAUUGAAUACUCAAUCCAAAACGACACAAACAAGGAUGUUGGAGUGUUGAUGGGAGUUUUAAUCAAAUUAGCUUUCCGAAUGGGCUAUCACAGAGACCCGUCACAUUUUCCUGAUAUUUCUCCAUUUUCCGGUGAGAUCCGGCGCAGGGUUUGGGUGACGUUACUAUCAGGGGAUAUUUUGACAUCCACCCAAGUGGGUAUGCCUCGAAUGAUAAAAGAAUCGGAGUAUGACACUCAAGAGCCGAGGAAUCUAAAUGAUUUUGAUUUCAAUGAGCAUACCCAGGAGCUCCCUCAAUCCCGACCCGAGACAGAAAUCACCACCAGCACACAGAUGAUAGCACGCGGGCGAAUGUUUACCGCAUUGGGGAAAAUUGUUGACCUCACUGCUACAACGAAUCCUUAUUCCUAUGCUGAAGUAAUGCGCAUCGAUAAGACUCUCCAUGAAGCUGAAAAUAGUCUUCCUCCUGAUUUUCAAUUCAAGCCGAUAGGCUCCACCGUGAUAGACCCGCCACAGAUCAUCGUCAAUCGACUCUUUUCGCGGUUGAUGUUCCACAAGGGUCAGAUAAUGCUACAUCGCAAAUAUCUCAACGUACACCCCGGAUCGUCGUCGAGCGACGAAAUUAGUUACGCUUACUCGCGCAAGUCGUGUCUUGAAGCUACACUAGGCGUACUAGAGAUUCAGCGAAUCUUCGAUGUGGAGACUGCCCCGAAUGGAAAAUUGCAUCUCCUGCGGUGGAAACUAUCGUCUUUUAUUAGACAUGAAUGCUUGACGGCAACAAUGGUUUUGUGUUUUCUUGCGCAGCAUGGUUUCGAGCAGUUCCGCCAAUGCCCAGACUUUAGUGCAGAACAUGCCAUAUCUGCACUCAGAGGGGCUCAUGAUAUCUGGAACCGACUCAGUCAGUCAUCUAAAGAAGCACGAAUGGCCUCUCAUGCUAUAAGGGUUGUUCUGCGAAGGCUAGGUCACACAGAUUUCUCACAGAGCACGAACAAUGAGUUUGCCUUGACACAAGCUGAUCAAGAGAUGAUAUCUUGGGAACCUGGAAUUCCCAAGAGCACUGGAUGUGCUAAUUGCCGCCGACGGAAGAAAAAGUGCGGAGAAGAGCGUCCCCAGUGUCGUGCAUGUGUAUCUGCUGGCUGGAAAUGUCCAGGGUACCCUAAACGAUGGAAGUUUGUGGAUGGAAAUGCGCCAACAUCAGCCCUCUUUCGGGUAACGAGCGACAGCAUCGAAGAAUCCGAUUACGAUUCAGAUUUAGAUCGAAAAUCCCAACACACGGCUCAUGAUUCGGCGUUUUGUAGAAGGACUGAAAUUAUCUCACCCGGACUUGUUCCCCUUUGGCCUAACCAGUCCCGGCCGUUGAUGUCAGAAACCGACAAGGCUGCCUCGAGGCUGAUCUCGAUGUUGAACGACUCAUCAGGCCAAAAACUAUGCCAAAUUCGGUCCCACGCUAAUUUUAUUGACUAUGUUCCCAGUCUCCUCGGCAAUAAUGCUGCCUUAGACUCUACUGUAGCAAGCCUAUGCAGCUUGUUUGUCGAUGCACUCACCGGAAACCGGACCGUCGAAAGUCUUCGCUUAUUUGGAAAUGCCGUGACAUCUCUACAACUCUGCGUAAAGAAUCCCAAUCUACGAUUGGAGUCAGAAACAUUGUGCGCAUCUAUAUUGCUCCAAAUAUGUGAGCUCUUGAAGAGCCCAGGCAACGACAAAUGGAUACAUCUUUCUAAAGGAUCGAAAGUACUGUUUGAAAGUGUGGGGCCAGAGAGGUGCACUAGCGACCUUGACCGGGCUAUGCUUGAAUCACAGCGGGUGUGGUUUAUGCUACAAGACCUCCGAAAACACCAACGUUGCUUCUUAGCUCAACCGGAGUGGAGAAGAGUGUUUUCAUCUCAUCUGGUGACACCCGUUGAUAUUCGGAAUCCAAAACUGUCCUUACGAUCAAAAUUCUGUGAUAUGCUCGUCGAUAUCCCGGACGUGCUCUCAGACGUCUCUCGGGUUCUUACUACGGAAAACAACGAGGCUUUUGAUGAUACUCAAGCCGAACGAGAAACUGUUUUAGCUUGUGUGAUUUCCCAGAAACGUUGGAUUGAAAAGUGGUACGCGACAGAUUUGGAGCCUUUGUUUUUGCGUGGUGGUGAUUCCCGAUACCCUAAUGUUCUUGUUGCUAUUAUGGAUUUUAUUUGCAGUUCUACUCUUUUAAACCUUUGUGAUGCGUUAUCAACACUCUCGUCGAUUCUUCCACAACACGUUCUCAACCCCGCUCUCACGGUCGAUCAGUUGGCAAUCGCUAAUUGGAAAGACUCCGUGAGUGCAUCGUUCGCCUUUGCAGGUGGCACUUCUUGGGUGAUAUCAGAGCCUCUCAAAUAUGGGCUUCUAACGCAAUGCGGUAAUCCGAUCAAAGCAAUCAUCAUCGGUGCUGGUCCUGCCGGCCUGGCCGCAGCUCUUCAUCUAAAGCAAGCCAAUAAUAUUGACUCCACCAUUUACGAGCUUCGCCCAACAAGUGGCACAAGCGGGGGCUCUAUCGGGAUUCCAUCGAAUGGGCUGCGCCUGCUGGAUCGCCUCGGCCUGUAUGACAAGCUUGCUCGGUUGGCAAACACCGCGGAGGAAUUCGUUCUUCAUUCAACUCGCAACGAUGCCAUCUUGACAGAAGCGAAUUUUUCCGGCGAGGCAAAGGAGAGAAUCGGGUUCGGGUAUAUGCGAGUUAAGCGUACGGAUUUGAUUUCUGUUCUUCUGAAUGCAGUACAAAAGCAAGGGAUUCCUAUUCACUACAACAAAAGAAUUGUGUCUAUUGAUGACCAGGAUGAAAAUGUAACAGCGGUAUUUUCAGACAGUACCCGUGACACAGCAGAUAUUCUAUUAGGGUGCGACGGCAUUCACUCAAGUGUACGAGCGCUCCAUGUCGAUUCAAGUAUACAGCCAGAGUAUACUGGCGUCUCGGCCAUGUUCGCCCUGCUGAAGAGAUCUGAACUGCCCGAUGGUGCACCUCCGAUAACGUGCUUCAACUCUACAUUUACCACAGACGGCGUACUUGCAGUGAUAUCGUGCACUGCUUCAAACGAUGAAAUCUUUUGGUUCUUCUCUGGCGAGGUUCCCGUGCCAGAGUCUGGUGAAGAUGGAUGGGAGGAGCAUCGUCGAAAAGAAGUUCAAGAAGUCAAGAGCUCUAUCUUAGAUGUUCUUCAACAAGUACAAGGUCGAUGGGGUGAUUUCGUCCGAGACCUCAUUCGCAGAUCCCCCUCGAUUUCCUUCACUCCCAUCUACCGAAUGCCACUGGGUAAGGCGUGGUCUCGUGGGAGAUGCUUGCUGAUAGGCGAUGCAGCCCAUGCAAUACAGCCCCAUGCAGCGCAAGGCACGUCUAUGGCACUGGAAGACGUAUUUGUACUUUCUCGUGUGAUAAAGCAACACCCGAACGAUUCCGUGAAAGAAAUCUUCCUGAAAUAUGACGAGAUUCGCAGACCCCGCAUAACAAGAAUCUACACGGCGUCAGAGCAGAAUGGACAACUAUGGAAGAAGACGGGGCCAUGGGGCCUAUGGUUCAGAGAGUCCAUGGCAUGGGCGGUGUUUUCGUUGCCUCCGCUCUUGGGUUGGAAGAGAGGUGUUAUUCCGCUACAGGAUAUGAUCUAUGACCCUGAUGAAACAUCUUAG
This is a messenger RNA of Talaromyces rugulosus, 5583 nucleotides long. RefSeq lists its product as uncharacterized. The record is from RefSeq and is a predicted model, not a curated record. NCBI's taxonomy places the organism in Eukaryota, Fungi, Ascomycota, Eurotiomycetes, Eurotiales, Trichocomaceae. The coding region runs from base 1 to 5583 and encodes 1860 amino acids. The transcript has 11 exons. Gene Ontology annotation, biological process: regulation of DNA-templated transcription; DNA-templated transcription. Gene Ontology annotation, molecular function: FAD binding; zinc ion binding; DNA binding. Gene Ontology annotation, cellular component: nucleus.